GGACGCCACCAUCACAUCUCUGAAUGGCUGCCCUGUUCUCUCUUAAGAAGCGGCAAGCCAAACCCACCGGGGUGAGGACUGACACAGCGUAUAUAAAGCAACGCAGCGAGUGGUAAUUACAGAUCACCCUUCGCCUUUUUGUCGUCCGGCAGACUGACGUGGAUUAAUCAGUACCAGGGUAGCUUACAGUUGGAGCAGCCAUGUCUCAUGGAUGGGGAUACGAACCGACCAACGGACCUGACACAUGGGCUGCAGAUUUCCCCAUAGCUGAUGGGAACAGGCAGUCUCCCAUUAACAUAAUCCCUAAAGAAGCUCAUUAUGACCCAUCUCUGAAGGCUCUGAAAAUCAGCUACGACCCCUCAAACACCAAGGGCAUUCUGAACAAUGGGCACUCCUUCCAGGUGGACUUUGUGGAUGACACAGACAGCUCCACCUUGACUGGGGGUCCUAUUUCUGGAGUCUACCGCCUGAGGCAGUUUCAUUUCCACUGGGGAGGAAGUGACAACAGAGGCUCUGAGCACACUCUCAAUGGCAUCAAGUUCCCCUGUGAGCUUCACUUGGUGCACUGGAACACUAAGUACCCCAGUUUUGGAGAGGCAGCUGAAAAGCCUGAUGGACUUGCUGUAGUGGGGGUAUUUCUAAAGAUUGGUGCUGCCAACCCCCGCCUUCAGAAAGUUCUGGAUGCUUUGGAUGCCAUCAAGAACAAGGGAAAGCAGACAACCUUUGCUAACUUUGAUCCAAGGACUCUUCUUCCUGGUUCCCCGGAUUAUUGGACCUAUGAGGGCUCUUUGACGACUCCUCCCCUCCUGGAGAGUGUCACCUGGAUUGUACUUAAGGAGCCAAUCAGCGUCAGCCCUGCACAAAUGGCCAAGUUUCGCAGCCUCCUCUUCACCGGAGAUGGAGAAGCUCCAUGCUACAUGGUGGACAACUACCGCCCUCCACAGCCUCUCAAGGGCCGCCUGGUCCGCGCAUCCUUCAAAUAAGCCCUUCUUCCUUGUCAGAUCCUCUUACUCUUUUCUUCUUCUUUUGGUGAACAUUCCUGUUCCCUGUGUGCAGGCUUUACUUACUUUAUUGUUGCUCUGUUGAAAUCACAUGGAAAAUUGUAACAGCCAAUAACAAUGAUGUAGGACUUCUAGUUAGAUUAGAUUAAAUAGAUUUUUUUUGCAGUAUCUGCAUUUUUAAAACAACAACAACAAACUCUUUCCAAAGUGAAUUAUUAUUUAUAAGUAAGUGUCAGUAAACAAUAAUAUCUAAUAUCUAAACAAUAAUAUAUAGUUGUUGUUAUCAAUUUCAUCAAAAAGACACUGUAGACUAGGUUUGCUUUUAAUUUGUCAUAUAAAGCACAAAUGAUCUAUUCAUGAACAGUUUCCUGUUUAUGAAGCAAAAGUCUGCUUAAUGUUCUUCUUAAAGUCUUCUAAAUCUUUCCUCGUGCUUAAACUUUGCCUUUAUCAACAUUUUGAAGCUUUCUAUGAAUUGAUUGUGUUGUGAUUUGUGCUGCAGACAGCUGCUCAGAUUGUCAAAGGCUUACCGAUGGCUAAUUCUGCCACUGGUCAGUAAACCGGUCAGCAAAAACAGGAAGUUACUGAACUUGGAUAUGACAUUCUUCUGUAGUCGUACUCAUCAUUUUACACACUAUACAGCAGUUGGAGCCACCACCUAUCAGGUAGUGCUUUUACGUAAGUAGAUUUGACUUUUGACCCCCCCAUUAUGGUACAAUAACAGAAGUAAGUCUGUUGUUAAGGACUGUCUAAUCUAGCUUUAACCAAUAGUACAACCAAAGGCCAUGUGCAUUCCUGUGGAUAUGGCUUAUCUUCUCAGUGGCACUACAAUACAUUUUAUUUGUGUCAUUUAAUUUUCUUUUCUUCCUUUUUUUGGUUUGUUUGUGUACCGGUCACCACAGUGCCUUAACCACGGUCUUGAAGGCUAUUUUUCCAUUCUUUCUUUUUUUGGUUUGUUUGUUUGUUUGUUUACUGGUCACCACAGUGCCUUAACUGCUGUCUUUAAGACAAAUUGGAAAGAAAGUGGCAUCAUUUUAUGGCUAUGAGCAUUGUUCCUUUUUACUCUUUUUUUCAGUGCCUUUAACUUAUUCUCCAUUUAACUAAGCUUAAAUAAAUAGCAGGUAUUUAUGAGAGACCAGAGCAAUGUAAGUUUUGUUUUUCAUAUCAAUUGUUUUAGGGUGUAUCUAUAGUAAAACAGGUUUAACUGCUUAUAGUCACAUUACACGUGUAAAUGCCUGUGAGACUCUUUCACUUAAUAAAUGGAAAAGUGCAACAAUUUCAAAAA
Molecule: messenger RNA, 2283 nt
Organism: Maylandia zebra (zebra mbuna)
Lineage: Eukaryota; Metazoa; Chordata; Actinopteri; Cichliformes; Cichlidae
Gene: cahz
Product: carbonic anhydrase
Biological process (GO): carbon dioxide transport; regulation of pH
Cellular component (GO): cytoplasm
Molecular function (GO): zinc ion binding; carbonate dehydratase activity
Source: RefSeq, a predicted model, not a curated record